Centropristis striata (black sea bass) is the source of this 1920-nucleotide messenger RNA. It is a transcript of the gene hsd17b7, whose product is annotated as hydroxysteroid (17-beta) dehydrogenase 7. NCBI's taxonomy places the organism in Eukaryota, Metazoa, Chordata, Actinopteri, Perciformes, Serranidae. Gene Ontology annotation, cellular component: endoplasmic reticulum membrane. Gene Ontology annotation, biological process: cholesterol biosynthetic process. The transcript has 9 exons. The coding region runs from base 96 to 1118 and encodes 340 amino acids. Gene Ontology annotation, molecular function: estradiol 17-beta-dehydrogenase [NAD(P)+] activity; 5-alpha-androstane-3-beta,17-beta-diol dehydrogenase (NADP+) activity; 3-beta-hydroxysteroid 3-dehydrogenase (NADP+) activity. The record is from RefSeq and is a predicted model, not a curated record.
CUCCCGCAGACACAACUUGUUGCUUCGAAACAACAAUUUACAGUAAAUGUAGUGUUUCCUGUUUGCAGUUUGCUUUCUUUUUGGACCAGAAAACGAUGAAUAAGGUGGUUUUGGUGACGGGAGCAAAUAGUGGCAUUGGCCUGGCUCUAUGUGAGCGUCUCCUCUCUCAGGACUCUGAGGGUCUGCAGCUCUGUCUGGCCUGCAGGAACCUGCAGCGGGCUCAGGCUGCUCGCUCCGCCCUGCUGACCUCUCACCCCACAGCGCAGGUCGCCCUGCUGCACCUGGACACCAGCAGCAUGGCCUCCGUCCUCACCGCCGCUCAGGAGGUCAAACGUAGGUAUAACCGGUUGGAUUACCUCUACCUGAACGCCGGCAUCAUGCCAAACCCACAGUUUGAUGUAAAAGCCUUUUUUAAAGGCCUCUUCUCCAGUCGUAUCGUCUCCAUGUUUGCCACCGGUGAGGGGAUUCUGACGCAGCAGGACGGAGUCACCUCUGACGGACUGCAGCAAGUCUUUGCAACCAACCUCUUUGGUCACUUCUUACUAAUCAGGGAGCUGGAACCGGUCCUGGUCCAGGCGGGUCAGACGUCCCGUCUCAUCUGGACGUCCUCCAGCAACGCUCGCCGCUCAGCGUUCAGCCUGGAAGACGUUCAGCACCAGAGAGGCUCCGAACCCUACAGCUCCUCCAAACACGCCUCAGACCUGCUCAGCCUGGCGCUCAACACACACCACAACAGCCAGGGUUUGUACUCGUCCGUCAUCUGUCCUGGUUUCGUGAUGACUAAUCUGACCUUCGGGAUCCUGCCCUCCUUCCCAGCGUUCCUCUGGACGCUGCUCAUGCCCGUCUUCUGGCUCAUAAGAAUGUUCACCAAUACAUUCACCCUGACCCCUUAUAAUGGAGCUGAAGCCCUGUUCUGGUUAUUUAAGCAGAAGCCUGAAUCACUGGACCCUCGAGCCAAGUACCACAGCUUAACGUCUGGGCUCGGCAACAACUACACUCAGCCACGAAAGAUGGAUAUUGAUCUGGGGACGUCAGAAGCUUUGUAUGAGAAAUUACUUCAACUAGAAAGUGAAGUAAGACAGAAACUGAAGCAAAAAAGAAUCCCGGAGAGUUCUUAGUGUUCCUGCAGGACCGGGAUCAUCUUGAUGCAUAUCACACAACUCUGGGACGGAGAUUAUUUUAUUCCUGUCUGGGAGCAGCAGCAAACACUGUCUGUCAGAGCUCACAGAGAUAUAAAUGUCCUCUGUCCUACCAUACCCAUUUUACCUCUCGUAUGUUAUAUUUGCAGCCUGAGUUCACAUUUGCAACAUUUAAAAUCCUUAAUUGAGCAAAAAACUGUAAGUUAAAGGUGAUAUAUAGGUCAUAUAGGUGAGGUUGUGCUGAAAAAAAUAAUAAUUAAAAAUUAUAUUUUAAAUGGUAUAUACAGGCAGAAUGAAAAGCAUUUAAAAACAGGCAAAAUAUCUCAACACUUCAGAAAUGUUCUUUGUUCUGCAAGGUGAAAUAACUGUUUUUGUCAGUGCAGUGUGAAGAGAGCAGCUUCAGUUACACACUAAAAAAAAGAAAAGUUGGGUGAACUCAAAAUUUCAAGGCAACAAACUUUGAUAACAUUUUAAGUUGGACAAUUAAACUAAAUAUUUUAAGUUUUGUUUUUGUGUUUGCUCAACUCUGAAUUCAGAUUUUUGUCAACGCAACUGUAAGUUGUACUAACUUAUAAUUUUACACUUCUGCAAUGUGCUGAAUUGGCACGAUUGUAAUGCUAUUAAAUGUCAGCUAAUGUUUCGACCACAAUUUUGAGUUAGCAUUGAUACGCUAAUGGCUACUCUUGUAGCUGUAACAAGCAGCGCCGCUAGCAUCAGUUAGCCGCUAGCAUCAGUUAGCCACUAGCAUCAGUUAGCCGCUAGCAUCAGUUAGCUGCCAGCU